GCGCACCGAGCAUAGCUGCACGUUCUGUAUUUGCUCCCAGCUGCUUCCCACAGGCGUUAUUGAACAUCAUGGCUGCUUCCGUGGUCUACAUUUUCGCAGCACAGAGCGUCAGAUGGCUCAUUAGCGUUUACUUUUUGGCCGCUGUGCACUAUACAAACGUGGCUCAUGGAGAUAGAAUCAACGGGCCUGGUUGCGGCAUUUCAGCACCCAUCGGAAGGAUUGUCAAUGGCGAAAAAGUUGAUCGGCUACAAGUACCAUGGAUAGUAUACCUCGAGAUAAAGUACAUGGAUCGAACAAACCGUCGGGUAAAAGUUAAAUGUGGAGGAAGCAUUAUCUCUCCGAGCUUCAUACUCACCGCUGCACACUGCCUCUAUAGGAAACGCAGAGAACCACUGGGUGCUAUCAUCUACUACAAUGAGACAAGGAGAAAGCAAGGACCCCGGCGCAGAGCUGAGUUGUUCAUUCGUCAUCCUUCGUUCAAUAACCCAGCGAACGACAUCGGUCUGAUAAAGUUGCGGCGCCCUAUUCCUUUCGACAGUUUUGUACAUGCUGUCUGUCUACCAAUAAGGAACUUCAAUCUUGCAAGAAGGCAUUCUCUUGUAGCAGGAUGGGGAAGAAUAGCAGAAAGUGGUCGAUCAUCGGAUGACCUCCUCUACAUUACAAGAGAAGUGCUUCCAUUUGAAUUGUGCAAAGCAACUUUCAACAGACCGAGCCUGCUGAGAAAACUGCACAGAGGCAAUGUGAUAUGCACAUCGUCCGUCUCCAAAGACAGCUGUAAGGGUGACUCGGGAGGCCCGCUGACCACGUGGCUGCACGGAGUUCGUUCGGUGCAAGUGGGCAUCGUGUCCUUCGGCGUCGGAUGCGCCAGGCCCGACAAGCCCGGUGUAUACACGCGCGUAUCCGCCUUCGUGCCCUGGAUAAAAUGGCAGAUCGCUAUAAACUACGAUCUCUAGCUGCGCUUUGUGAAACACGAAACCCCUCCACCAUAGUGCCAAUAUAUUAGCCUACAAAAAUACUGAUUAAGAUGCCUUCUAGAUAUACAGGUGCAAGCCAUGAGUCUGCAGUAGCGCUCAUGUUCACACAGUAUGCCCUAAAUAAACAGACGUUUGACACAAGGAAGACAAACCGUAUUCGUUUAUACAUUACAAAGCAAAAUAAAUUGGCCUUCUAACAAAACUUUUCUGCAUUUC
Molecule: messenger RNA, 1190 nt
Organism: Dermacentor albipictus
Lineage: Eukaryota; Metazoa; Arthropoda; Arachnida; Ixodida; Ixodidae
Product: trypsin-like
Biological process (GO): proteolysis
Molecular function (GO): serine-type endopeptidase activity
Source: RefSeq, a predicted model, not a curated record